AUGUUCAAAUUCAAAAACAAGUUAAAGUUUGGCUCGUCCAACGAAAAGCAUUCAGGAGGCCAUGAACCAUCGGCAAGUGGUUCCGCCUCGGUUUCAGACGCAUCCACUUCUCAAGCUAGCCAGAGCUACGACAAGUUGCCCUCAAAAGAGAAUGGUGACAAUGACUCUACAACAGUGGAUUCCUUGGCUGACGAUGUUUCCAAUUUUUCAGUUGGCAAUAGCAAAAACAGCGGCGGGCUUCACAAAGUGGGAAGCGAAGCUACAAUUAGCAACAGUAACAGUAACAGUACCAGCAACGGCCUCCACGGUGAAAAGAAAGAACACAACCUGAAUGGAUUGCUACAACCACCGUCGACAGAGUCAAACGUUACUUCGAACUCUUCACAAUAUAACGCAUCUCCUUCGUCAUCUCAAGCCACGUCAUUGGGCCAAGCUUCUUCAAGCUCCAACUUGGACCAGCAGUUUCUACUGGCCAACGGCCAAUCGGGGUCGGCUUCAUCGCCAGGUUUGCUAACGGUCAAGAUCUACGGGUCGCAGAAUAUCCAACUCCCCAUCAAAAUCAACAACAAUAAGCAGAUCUUGCACGCGUUGGCCAUAAACUCGAAUAAUGAAAACGUCGGCCAGCAAUUGUUGAAAAAUAUGGGCUUGUUGGAAAAAGAAAAUGAAUUUGGAGACUAUUUACCUGGCUCUAUAGCCACAAAUUUCUUACCCUCGAUAAUCACCAUUCCCAAUGCCGAAAACUUGGUCAAGUCGUUGCUUUAUUUAACCAUUGAGUUUGACAACAAUGUGCUCGUGAUUGAGCCUCAAAAGGGAACAGUCAACCAGUCCACUUGGAACCAGGUGGUGUCGUUUGAUGUCACCAACAAGUCAACCACUAACAACUCCUCGACCCACGUUGGCUCGCAAUUUCUUAAUUUGAAUUUAUUUAUUCGUCUUCCUAAUAUGCUUAUCCCUGAUAGCGAAAAGAUUAAAAAUAAGCAGCUAUUCACCAACUUUCAAGCAGAUCAGCAGCAAAAAGUCAUUCAGCGUGGAACAAUGACUUCGAGCUCGUCAUCCUCUUCAGGAUCUCCCGCUAACAUUGGGGACUUGCUCAUUGGUACCAUCAAAUUGCCUCUAAAUCCAAAGUCACAUACGCAGCAAAUUAGACUAAUGCAUCACGAGUAUUUGAAAUUCUCAAACCACAAUGCUCAGCUCCAGGAGUCGGCAGCAAAAGACAUGGGCGAGAUUAUGCUCACCAUUGAGUUUAAGCCGUUGACCAAGAAGCAUCUCUCGAUUGAAGACUUUGACUUGUUGAAAGUUAUCGGCAAAGGAUCGUUUGGUAAAGUUAUGCAGGUUGUGAAAAAGGAUACUAAACAGAUUUACGCACUAAAGACGUUGAGAAAGCAGCACAUUGUGUCGAGAAUGGAGGUGACGCACACACUAGCUGAAAGGACGGUGUUGGCGAGAAUCAAUAACCCGUUUAUCGUCCCGUUAAAGUUUUCAUUCCAGUCGCCUGAAAAAUUAUAUCUCGUUUUGUCAUUUAUUAACGGCGGAGAAUUGUUUUGGCACUUGCAAAGAGAGGGCAAGUUUACCAUGGACCGGUCGAGAUUCUACAUUGCCGAAUUGUUGACGGCGUUGGAAAGUUUGCACGAGCUCAAUGUCAUUUACAGGGACUUGAAACCGGAAAAUAUCUUGCUAGAUUACCAGGGCCACAUUGCAUUGUGCGACUUUGGCUUGUGCAAGCUAAACAUGAGCAACGACGACAAGACGAACACGUUUUGCGGCACGCCCGAGUACCUCGCACCAGAGCUUCUUCUCAACCAAGGGUAUACGCGUUCCGUGGACUGGUGGACUUUGGGAACGCUCCUCUAUGAAAUGCUCACUGGGUUGCCGCCAUUUUACGAUUCCGACUUGCCCACAAUGUACAAGAAGAUUCUUCAGAACCCGUUGCGGUUCCCGCCAUUUCUUGAAAAGACCGAUGCUCAGGAUCUUCUCAUCAAGUUGCUACAAAAGGAUCCAUCAAAGAGAUUGGACGAUGCGCAUGAAAUCAAGACUCACCCAUUUUUCAAAGACAUCGAUUGGAAUAAAUUAUUAAACAAGAGCUACCUCCCACCGUUCAAGCCCAACGUGGAGAAUUUGUUGGACACGAGUAAUUUCGAUCAGGAUUUCACAAAUGAAAAGCCACAGGACUCGGUAGUUGAUGAUUUCUUAACUGAGAGCGUGCAGAAACAAUUUGGCGGAUGGACAUACAACGGCGAUCAAAUUCUAUAA
This is a messenger RNA of Lodderomyces beijingensis, 2250 nucleotides long. NCBI's taxonomy places the organism in Eukaryota, Fungi, Ascomycota, Pichiomycetes, Serinales, Debaryomycetaceae. The record is from the annotation of a GenBank genome assembly.